This is a messenger RNA of Cylicocyclus nassatus, 1455 nucleotides long. Lineage: Eukaryota; Metazoa; Nematoda; Chromadorea; Rhabditida; Strongylidae. The record is from the annotation of a GenBank genome assembly.
AUGCAAUCCUAUAUUGAUGCGUUAGAUACGCACAUACUGCCUUUUGUAGAUUAUGAAGGAUAUGACGAUAGAUAUCCAACGCUUUCAGUACAAUCUUUUCCUGCUGAGUUCUACGAUGAAAUACGACAUGCAUCUCGUAUGUUAUUCCAAAUAUUUUAUAAGGCUACUAAGGUUUUUCAGCAGGCACCUGAUGAGUUUGUCCUCAAUAUGGAUAUGCCGGAAAAUCUGAUUCCUUAUCUUCACCGAGGGAAUCCGUUAGGCCUACCUACGUGGCUGUCUCGUUUUGAUUUUGUUCUCGAUACACAGGGGCGAUUGCGCAUGGUGGAAAUGAAUGCGGAUACCCCCUGUUUUUUGAUUGAAAGCUAUUAUGCUAAUGAGGUAGGCGCGCAUUAUUUUGAUAAAGAGCAUCCCAAUGCAGGGGCUAGAGAUGAGCUAGAACGUUUUUUGAAACGUGUUUAUGAACGCACUUCUCAGGAAAAUAGUAAAUAUAAUACGAUAAAAAGUGGUGGACCUAAUCCAUUUGUGUUUGCUUGCUUUCAUGAUUAUUUAGAAGAUUUAGGAACUACUAAGUUUUUAAUGAAUACGAUGAAAUCCGCUUGUCCUGAGGCGGAUGUACGAUUUUUAUCAUUUUAUGAUAUGGUCAUUGAUGAUGAAGGGAUUUUACUUCCUGAUGGCGGGCAUGCAUCAAACCUGUAUCGUUUGCAUCCAAUGGAAUUAUUGAUCGAUGAGACGACGGCAACGGGGGAACCGUUAGGUCCUGAGCGAGAUAUUAUUGAACGUUAUUUGACUCCGUCCUAUUUUGAAAGUGAUUUCCCGAACCUUGAUGAUGCGCUAUAUAUUCAAAAAGAAAUUUGGGGACGUGAAGGACGAAAUAUUCAGGCGUUGGCUAAUUUAUAUAUCGGACUUGUUCAUUAUCCUAUUAUGAAUAAACAUAAAGAGGUCAUUACGACGGCUAUUACAAAUUAUGAUAUACAUGAUAUUGCACGAGCAUCCAUUACCUAUGAUGUGUCUAAAUAUUUUGUCAUUCAUAACAUUCCAGCUCAAUGUGAGUUAGUAAGUACUAUUAUGGAGCAUUGGAAAUCUGGCUUUGGUUCUGCCUAUAAUCCUGAUCGUAAGGAUGCUUUCACAGUCGUGGAAUUGGUAAACUCAAUUGCGGUAGCGGUGCGAACAAUUGAAGAUAUAGAAGGAAUGAGACCGAUUGUAGCUACAACAGAUGCUCGCACCUAUGAUAAUACGAUUUCCUAUGCACGGAUGCGUGAACACCUUGAAAAUGAGGGGCGCCCUGUGUUAGUAUUAUUUGGUACCGGUUAUGGUAUGACAAAAGAAACGAUGGAAAGCUUUGACUAUAUUUUAGAACCUAUAUAUGGCCAUGGUGAAUACAAUCAUUUAUCCGUGCGUAGUGCCGUAUCAAUCAUCUUAGAUCGGCUGCGGGGCGAAGCAUGGUGGAAUAAAUAG